AUCUCUUAGCACGAUCUGAACCGGAGAACCGCCAAAAAGAUAAAUAUAAAUCACAAAUAAGAUUUGCAAAAUAUAAAAACAAAAAGGGGGGCGGAGAGAGAAGACGAGAAAACCGAGCUGCACUGUGCGGCAAAAAAUCAAUCUCAGUUCGUUAACUUAUGUGCGAAGUAUUUAAAUAUACAAUCGGAAGUAUUGAGCGUAUAAUUAAAUCAAUUGAAUAAGAAAGAAGUGAGAUUACAAUAAUCAUCAUGGAGAGCACUGGAAUGAUUAACGGAAGACCUAUCCAACAGGAAGGUCGAAAAUUAUGGCAAUACAUGGCAACUAUCUCUGGGUGUCUUCUUUCCGUUGGGGCUGGAACGAUAUUAUCGUGGACGUCACCGGUUCUCCCGAAAUUGAAUAGUCCUUCGGCGUGGCUUUACGUUAACGAAGAACAAGGAUCGUGGGUCGGUUCUUUGAUGGCGAUAGGUGCAAUAAUAGGAGCAGUACCGGCGGGAGGUUUGGCCGAUAAAUUGGGUCGUAAAAAAACGAUCUUAGCAACGGCCAUUCCUUACAUAACAGGGUGGAUAAUGAUAACAUUCGCAAAUAAUGUGUUAACUCUGUACUUCGCGAGGCUAUUGGGAGGUAUAGGCGUAGGUGCAACAUGCGUUUUGGUUCCAAUGUACAUAGCGGAGAUAGCCGAACCGGCGAUCAGAGGCGUUUUGGGAUCAAUUUUUCAACUUUGCAUAUCCGCUGGUGUACUUUACGGAUUUGUUGUUGGCGCGAUCGUCUCUUAUACCGGACUCGCGAUAAUAUGCUGUUGCGUGGAAAUCGCAUUUCUCGCAAGUUUCUUCUGGAUGCCAGAAUCGCCGGUUUGGUUGAUGUGUCAAGGAAGAAAGACGGAGGCUUCGAAGGCGCUGAAAAUAUUCCGAGGGGAGGAUUAUGACGUGAACGAGGAAUUGGCGGCGAUGCAAAAGAGCGCCGAAGAAACGGCAUCGAGAAAAUCUUCACCCGCUGAUUUAAUUAACACCAAAGGAGCCCGAACGGCGCUCUUUAGUGGCUUGGGAUUGCUCGCUUUGCAGCAACUCACCGGAAUUAACGCGGUUAUUUUUUACGGCAGCACAAUUUUCGCGGCCGCAGGAAGCUCCAUGGCACCCGACUUGGCCUCGAUAGUGAUCGCUUUGGUCCAGUGCGUGAUGUCGGUAAUUGCUGCAUUCAUAGUAGACAGGGUUGGAAGACGUGUUUUGCUGGUAUUUUCAUCGAGCGUAUUGGCACUCUGCUUAUUUUUCCUUGGUCUUUAUUUCCAAUUGAAUUUAACCAGCAUGGGAUGGCUUCCACUUCUUUGCCUGACGCUCUUCAUGGUCGCUUUUGCAGUGGGUUACGGUCCCGUUCCCUGGAUGAUGGUGGGCGAAUUAUUUCCGCCGGAGACAAAAGGAUUGGCGAGCGUUAUCGCCGUCAUAAUAAACUGGGGCACUUCUUUUCUGGUAACAAAAUUUUUCGCCACCUUGAAAGAAGCUUACGGUGACGGAGUGACGUUUUGGUUAUUCGCUGGAAUAAUGGUGGGGGCUACAGCGUUUGGUUUCUUCGUCGUUCCCGAAACGAGGGGCAAAAGUCUGCAACAAAUCCAGGAUGAACUCAACGGGAAAGUUCGAAACACCAUCGCCUGAGAUUACACGUAACACGUCAUUGUGGGAAAAAAGAACCAAUAAUGAUAAUGACUGCAAUUUCCGGGAUCAUUUCGUCUUCCAACGUCAUCUCAGAUCAGGUUUAUUAUCGGGAGACAGAAACAGGAAAUCGGAAAAUUUGAUUUGGAUUUCAAAAGAAAUUUUCAAUUAUAAUAAAAAUAAAAACGUACGAAGACGUCAAUUUACGAUCAACGAAAACUGAAAAACGAAUACCUGUUAUUCCAUUUAUUGUUGAGCAUUAUCGUUAUCGUAUGUAAAUUGCACUGUACAUAUCAAGAAAUAAGGAUAGUUUAACUAUUCUUCACGAAUUUUGUAAAUACUAUAAAAGAAAAUUUUGUUCACUAAUUUAUUGUAUGUACAUAUGACUGUAACAAGAUUUUUGUAUUAAAGAAAAUCUCCAGCAAA
Molecule: messenger RNA, 2066 nt
Organism: Athalia rosae (coleseed sawfly)
Lineage: Eukaryota; Metazoa; Arthropoda; Insecta; Hymenoptera; Athaliidae
Product: facilitated trehalose transporter Tret1-like
Exons: 5
Coding region: 249-1643 (464 amino acids)
Biological process (GO): carbohydrate transport; transmembrane transport
Cellular component (GO): membrane
Molecular function (GO): sugar transmembrane transporter activity
Source: RefSeq, a predicted model, not a curated record